AAAGUGUUGGAUCCAUCUUAUUGCGUAUAUGAUAAGUGUCACCUUAAAAUGCUUGGCCGAGGAAUUGUGGGAAUAAACGUGGAAGCAAAACUUUUAAAGGGGCCCUUCUAUAAUGCAAAGGUAAACCUCAGCCUUUGGCGUAAAUUCAAUGGUUUUCGUCCAUUUAUGUUCAAUGUGACCUUUGAUUUUUGCAAAUUUAUGUCAAAAUCAAAUUCCACCUUAUCAUUUCAAAAAAUAUUUCUGGAUGCUCUCGGUACGAAAUCGAAUCUAAAUCACUCUUGUCCUUAUAAGAAGGAAAUUGUGGUGCGUGAUUUGGUAUUCGAGAACGAUUUUUUGAAGUUCUUGCCAUUACCAUCUGGGGAGUAUCAAAUUCAAUUAAUUGCGGCUACGGACAAUGAUUGGAAAACUAAAGUGGAUAAUCACUGCAAAUGUGCAUAA
This is a messenger RNA of Drosophila albomicans, 438 nucleotides long. RefSeq lists its product as uncharacterized. The record is from RefSeq and is a predicted model, not a curated record. Bases 49 to 438 code for a protein of 129 amino acids. The transcript has 4 exons. NCBI's taxonomy places the organism in Eukaryota, Metazoa, Arthropoda, Insecta, Diptera, Drosophilidae.